UGAAUCCCUCUCACAGUGCUGCAGAUAGGGGCUGCCAACACAUGCGGCGCGUCUGCAGGUGAAGGGAACCGGCUGAGUGUGCUGGAUAAAAAAAAAUUAAAAACAAAUCCACCAACGUUUCCUUAAAACUGCGUAGGAUAUACAUUUUUUUUCGUCCUCGUGUGACAUUUUUUUUCUUCUUAAAGCAUCCGUGGCAUUGUGCGGUGGCAGAAGGGGGGAGAGAGAGAGAACUGAAGCCCACUGCGCGCUCCCCGCAAGUGACUUGGAGGAAGCGCGCAGAGUAUGCGACCGGACAGGUAAUGUGCUUCACAUUCACAGCCUCAAAACCCGGAGAGUUGGAGCGCUGCGCGCCGGCAACCCGCGCGCGCUCUGCUGAGUUUGGGGAACUGCGUUUAAAUGCUCCUCUGACAUAUGUGGACAUAUCCUCGGAUAGAGGAAUAUUAUAGCCUCGCCCCCCCCCCCCCCUCCCACCCCCCAAAAAAAAAUUAAGAAAGGAGAUUCGAACCACAGACUGAGUGAAACGGCGGCAUAUGGAACUAAUUCACUUUCUGGUGACAUGAUUCUCGGACUAUAACGUUUUGACUUAUUACGCGCAUUCGUGGAGGUGCACGUAGGCUCUACGGUGAGUUUUUGAUAUCACCCGCAUUUUUUCUUUUAUUACUUUUUUUUUUUUAAACAAAACGAGGGAAGAUCGGCUGACACCCGUAGCUGGAAGAGGAAAAGCAGAGAGCAGACGAAAGCCCGUGCACUUGCUGCUUUGCACUGCAGCAGGAGCGAUGUAGGUAGUCGUCCGGAGGAUGAAGACUAACGCAUCCCGCUGCAGAGACCGUCGCUCUUAAUGAAACAUAUAUUUUUCAUCCAUUUUCGGUGUCUCCGGCAGUGACUAAAUUUUUUUUUUUUUAAAUUUUCAAAUCUAAAUGGACAUGUUUUGUCAGAGGAGAACCAUGAGGACUACUGGUGCAGUGGACUAUUUGUACUAUUGCCUGCUGAUCCUGCAGCUUGUGCAUCAGCCCGCUGCCAAGCAAGUGCUCCGGUACCGCUUGGCUGAGGAGGGACCCGCCGAUGUAAGAGUGGGGAACGUAGCGGGCGACCUGGGCAUCGUAGCCGGGUCCGGCGAGGUGACAUUCACGCUAGAAUCGGGCUCAGAUUUUUUCAAAAUAGACAACAUAACUGGUGAGCUCACCACCAAUGAGAGGCGCAUAGACCGUGAAAAACUACAGCAGUGCCAAAUGAUAUUUGAUGAAAAUGAAUGCUUUAUAGAUUUUGAAGUGUCGGUGAUUGGACCAGCUCAGAGCUGGGUCGACCUCUUUGAGGGAAAAGUCAUUAUAUUAGAUAUAAAUGAUAACACCCCGUCGUUCCCUUCCCCUGUCCUGACACUAUCGGUGGAGGAAAACAGACCCAUUGGAACCCUUUAUCUGCUGCCCACAGCCACAGACAGAGAUUUUGGCAGAAACGGCAUAGAGCGAUACGAGCUUAUCCAGGACAAUGGGGAGAACUCGAGGCGGUUGGGCUCUUCUGGGGAUUCGUUCUCGGGGAAGAGGAGAUUUGACGAAGGCGCGAGCAGGAGCAGCGUCUUUGAACUGCAAGUUGCUGACACCACCGAUGGAGAGAAGCAGCCUCAACUCAUCAUUAAAGGGGCCCUUGACAGGGAACAGAGAGACUCCUAUGAGCUCACCCUGCGCGUUAGAGACGGAGGAGAUCCCCCUCGCUCCUCCCAAGCCAUUCUCAGGGUGAUGAUCACCGACGUGAACGACAACAGCCCUCGGUUUGAGAAGAGUGUGUAUGAAGCAGACCUGCCGGAGAACAGCUCCCCCGGCGCCCCCAUACUGCAGCUCAAAGCAGCUGAUGCAGACGUGGGGGUUAACGGUCAAAUCGAGUACGUGUUUGGGGCAGCCACAGAGUCGGUGAGGAGGCUGCUGAGGCUGGAUGAGAGCACGGGGUGGCUGAGUGUGUUGCACCGCAUUGACCGCGAAGAAGUGAGCCAACUGAGGUUCACGGUAAUGGCCCGUGACAGAGGCCAGCCCCCCAAAAUGGACAAGGCCACCGUGGUGUUGAACGUGAAGGACGAGAAUGACAACGUUCCCGCCAUAGAAAUACGAAAAAUUGGACGCAUUUUUCUAAAAGAUGGCAUCGCCAACGUGGCUGAGGACGUGGUGGUGGACACACCCAUUGCCUUAGUUCAGGUGUCAGACCGUGACCAGGGAGAAAACGGCAUUGUGACAUGCACAGUGGUAGGGGAUGUUCCCUUUCAGCUCAAGCCAGCCAGCGAGAUGGAAGGAGAGCAGAAUAAAAAGAAAUAUUUCCUCCACACGUCCGCAGCGCUGGACUACGAGGCCACACAGGAAUACAAUGUGGUGAUAGUGGCUGUGGACUCUGGAAGCCCCAGUCUGGCAAGUAAUAACUCUCUUAUUGUCAAAGUGGGCGACACUAACGACAACCCUCCUAUCUUCAGCCAGAAUGUAGUGGAGGUGUCGUUUCCAGAAAACAAUGCCCCUGGCGAGAGGGUGACAACAGUGAAAGCCAUUGACGCAGAUAGUGGGAAGAAUGCUGAAAUAGCCUAUUCCCUAGACUCAUCGGUAAAUGGGAUUUUCUCUAUCGAUGCAGACAGUGGAGACAUCCGAGUAAACAUCAUCCUGGAUAGAGAGCAAACAGAGCGCUACGAAUUCAAAGUGAUAGCCAAAGAUAAAGGCAUAAACACUCUGCAGGGCUCUGCGACAGUAGUUGUCCUCGUGGCAGACAGGAAUGACAACGAACCGAAGUUCAUGCAGGAUGUGUUCACCUUUUACGUCAAAGAGAACCUUGAACCAAACAGUCCAGUCGGCAUGGUCACAGUCAUCGAUGCAGAUAAAGGCCAAAAUGCAGAGAUGAGUCUUUUCAUCGAGGAAGAGGAGGAGAUCUUUUCCAUCGAGAAUGAGACCGGUACUAUUUUCUCCACCCUGUCCUUUGACAGAGAGCAAAAAACGACUUACACAUUCCGCGUAAAGGCCGUGGACGGCGGUGAUCCUCCGCGGUCUGCCACCGCCACGGUUUCACUCCUAAUAAUGGACGAAAAUGACAACGCGCCAACCGUCACUUUCCCAAUUAACAGCUCCUACACCCUUCUUCCUCCCUCCAGUAACAUCCGAACAGUGGUCCGAACCGUCAUAGCCACCGACUCCGACACUGGCGUCCACGCGGACCUGAACUACAGCAUCAUUGGGGGGAACCCCUUCAGGCUGUUUGAGAUCGACGGGGGCACCGGGGUCAUUUCGCUAGUGGCAAAGCUGGAGCAGAAGCACUACGGCCUCCACAGACUGGUGGUCCAGGUGAACGACAUGGGCCAGCCUUCCCAGAGCACCACCACGCUCGUUCACGUGUACGUUAACGAGACACUCUCCAAUUCCACAGUUGUGGACGCCCAGGUGGCUAAGAGCCUGAGCACCUCCCUCAACACCAACAUUGCUGGUGACCCCAACUAUGACCUAAGCAAACAGCGGCUAAGCAUUGUAAUCGGAGUAGUUUCGGGCAUCAUGACGGUCAUCUUCAUCAUUCUCAUCGUCGUCAUGGCCCGCUACUGCCGCCCCAAGAAUAAGAAUGGCUACGAGGCCGGUAAGAAGGACCACGAAGACUUUUUCACACCACAGCAGCACGACAAGUCCAAGAAGCCCAAGAAAGACAGGAAGAAACAGAAGUCCAAGCAGCCCCUCUAUAGCAGCAUCGUCACCGUAGAGGCUUCCAAACCCAACGGGCAACGCUACGACGGCGUCAACGAGAAGCUGUCGGACAGCCCCGGCAUGGGUCGCUACCGCUCGGUCAACGGAGGGCCGGGGAGCCCGGAUCUGGCCCGGCACUACAAGUCCAGUUCACCGCUCCCCACCGUCCAGCUUCACCCGCAGUCGCCGACCGCUGGAAAAAAGCACCAGGCGGUUCAGGACCUGCCCCCUGCCAACACCUUUGUUGGCACCGGAGAUAACAUUUCCCUUGGAUCUGACCACUGCUCCGAGUACAGCAGUCAAACCAUCAACAAGUACAACAAACAGGUAAGAAGCCGAUUCUUAAU
This is a messenger RNA of Pungitius pungitius (ninespine stickleback), 4039 nucleotides long. Its product is annotated as protocadherin-7-like. Gene Ontology annotation, biological process: homophilic cell-cell adhesion. Gene Ontology annotation, molecular function: calcium ion binding. Gene Ontology annotation, cellular component: plasma membrane. Lineage: Eukaryota; Metazoa; Chordata; Actinopteri; Perciformes; Gasterosteidae. The transcript has a single exon. The record is from RefSeq and is a predicted model, not a curated record. The annotation marks the transcript as partial.